This is a messenger RNA of Didymodactylos carnosus, 1434 nucleotides long. Lineage: Eukaryota; Metazoa; Rotifera; Eurotatoria; Philodinida; Philodinidae. The record is from the annotation of a GenBank genome assembly.
AUGACUAGUGAUCCUCAAGCUUCAACCACAAUGUCGAAUCAUAAUCAAGAGCCGUUUGCCAACUUAUCGGCUGACGAUAUUGAUAAUCAACUAUCAGAAAUUGAAAGUCUUUGUAUGAACUGCCAUGAACAAGGUCAAACACGUUUGUUAUUAACGCGUAUACCAUUUUAUAAAGAAGUUAUUCUUAGUUCAUUUACAUGUCCAUUUUGUCAUUUUACAAACAAUGACAUUCAACCAGCCAAUCGUUUUGAACCAUAUGGCAUUAGUAUUACUGUUUAUGUUCAAAAUGCAAAAGACUUAAAUCGACAAUUUGUUAGAUCAGGUUACGGUAGCAUUGCCAUAGCUGAGUUAGGUUUUGAACAACCAUGUAAUAAAGAGAGUGGAACAUUAACAACUAUAGAAGGUUUUCUUGAUAGUGUAAUUGAUAAUAUAAUGAAAACAGUAAAACAAGUCGAACAAACCAUUGAUGGUUUAAAUCACGAUGAACAACAGACGAAAGAGAAUCCAAAAGAACAUGUGACUGAUAGUGUAAAUCACGAUGAUUCACCUGAAUUCGAAGAACAAAAGACAAAACUUUUAGCAUUCGUUCAACGUUUAACGGCAAUGAAGAAUUUAGAAGAAAAAUUUCAUUUUGAACUUAAUGAUCCAAGUGGUAAUAGUUGCAUUGAAAAUCCUUUUGCUCCGUAUCGUGAUGAUACAACAAUAAUUAAAAAAUAUAAACGUACACCGGAACAAAAUGAAUUAUUAGGCAUUGAUGAGAGUGAAAUAAAGCAACCAGACCAACAAGAAAUAACUGAUGAAGAAAUAUUAUUGUUUCAAACUAAUUGUCCAUCAUGUAACGCCCCAUGCGAUACAAAUAUGAAAGUAACAAAUAUUCCGCAUUUCAAACAAGUUAUUAUUAUGGCAACAUCGUGUGACUAUUGUGGUCAGCGUUCAAACGAAGUUAAAUCAGGUACGGGUAUAUCGGCAACUGGUAUUCGUUAUCGUUUAACUAUGACUGAUAUAUCGGAUUUGAAUCGAGAUAUAUUGGUGUCCGAAACAGCUUUAUUUUCCAUACCUGAUAUCGAUUUUGAAUUAUCAUCAGCAUCAGUUGGUGGUCGUUUUACCACAAUUGAAGGUUUUAUAACAAUGAUUAAAACACAAUUAACAAAUAUUAUCAUGCCAUUUAGUGGUGGUGACAGUUCGAAUGAAUCAAGUGAUAAAAAUAAAAUGAAAAAGUUUCUGAAUGAUAUUGACCAAAUAAUAAGCGGGACAAAAUUUGUUACAAUUGUUUUAGAUGAUCCAGCGGGAAAUUGUUAUGUGCAAAAUGUUUAUGCACCUGAUGUUGAUCCACAAUUGACACUUGAACAUUAUGAACGUACACAUGAAGAAAACGAAAUGUUAGGUUUAAAUGAUAUUCAAACAGAGAAUUAUCAAAAUGAAACAGCUUCCUAG